Ruditapes philippinarum (Manila clam) is the source of this 1179-nucleotide messenger RNA. RefSeq lists its product as uncharacterized. Bases 119 to 901 code for a protein of 260 amino acids. The record is from RefSeq and is a predicted model, not a curated record. The transcript has 5 exons. NCBI's taxonomy places the organism in Eukaryota, Metazoa, Mollusca, Bivalvia, Venerida, Veneridae.
UAAUACAGUGAAAAUUUGGUUUUGAAUUUCUAUUUAAGAUCAUGAUUAUGAGGCCAUAGAUGAAGACGCAUUGGAUACGAAUCCAACGCGAUCGACUUAUCCACCACCAACGAUUCCGAUGUCACCUCGGCCUAACAGAGCAAGGUCGACAUCAUCCCUCAAACCAGUGCGGAUAGUAGACGUAGCAAACACUUACAUGGAUCUAUCAACCCUAACAACGGAUGAAAACAGACAGAUACUAUUAACAGGAAUCAGAAAAACCAUUUCCAUAAAAGAAAUCGAAACCAUACUGAAAUCGGAUUUACUUAAAAGAAAUGAUGACCUUGAAGAUAUCAAGGUCGACAGAGUUCACGGAGAAGCCGUUGUUAUGUUGAAAAACGGAAGAGCUGCUAGCGAUGUCUUGGAUAAAGCAAAACCUGAAGGGAAAGUAACAUUGCAAGAUACAGAGGUCUAUGUAUCGCCAUUGAACCAGGCUCCAAUUGAUCCACGUAAGAUGUUUGUAUUUGAUUUUGACAAAUCAUUUGAAGAUAUGAUUCUAUACGAUGAUGCAACACUUGGAACACGGCCCACAAAAGAAAUUAGAGGAGAAAAUAGGACAGCUGUUUUGUUAUGCUUUGAUAUUGAUGUUUCUCAAGAUCAGACAUUUCAACAUCUACUUACCGCCUAUAAAUGGAAUAUGUUGCCUGUGGAACGUACAAAUAGAGUUCGAAUUAAAGGCGUUUCUAUGGAAACAACACCUGAGGACGUGAAAGACUAUUUCAAUAAAAAGCUUUCAAAUGAUGAAAGCAUAACAUCUAUGGAAUAUAGAGAACACUUGGGGGACUAUAUCAUCACGUUUUCUACAAUAAAUGAUGCAGAGAGAGUGGAAAACCAAGAGAUUAACUCUAUAAAUGGAAAAUAAAUUGAAAUAGCUUAUUACUAUCCUUAUCUAGAAGAUGAGGAUGCAUAUAUAUUUAAUAUUCCACAACCAAAGAAAAUGCGGUACGUUGACAGAGAUAUUUGCGGGUAUCUACAAACAUCCGCUAAAUACAAAAAAGAGUUAGAAGAAAGUGUAGCGUCCCAUCAUGGAAAAGUUCGUUGGCCUAGUAAUGAAGGAGCAUAUAUGGAGGUGAUGUGCAAUGUGGAUGAACGAGACAGAAAGGCAAAGAUAAAAGUUGAAGACUGGGAAGAACAUGCGGC